AUGGACCAUCGCAUGCAGGGGCCGCUCAUCCCGCUGGUGAAUCACGACACGAUGCUGGGCCGCCAGGUGCCUCCGCCCUUCCAGUUCGCCAGCCCCUCCGUCUCCGCGCGCCACUGCACCAUCUCCUGCCUCCCCUCGCCUCCCCCUGCCGCUGGGGAAGCCCCUGCGCCUCCUCAGGCGGGCGAGGCACGCGCCUCCCCCCAGGGAGAAGCGCCUGCUGGGGUGGAGGAAGCCGCAGGGGGAGCGAGAGCAGGUGCAGGAGGGGGAGAAGCAGGGAGAGAAGUGGCGGGAGGAGGGGCAGCAGCAGCAGGAGGAGCUGAGAGGGAUGGGGGAAGCAGAGAGGCGUUCGUUGUUGUGGUGAAGGACACGAGCUCCAACGGCACGUUCGUCAACGGAACCCGGCUGCAGAGGAACGGACCCCCGCAGCAGCUCAAGCAUGGCGAUGUGCUGUCGCUCGUGGGGCCACCAGACACAGAGGUCGCCCACACGUUUGUCUUCCUGCGUGUGGAAGGAGCACUCUUACCACCUGCUUCUCCGGCCGCUGCUGCCAAUGGCGCCGCUGCUGCUAAGGGCCUGCACUCCCCUGUUGCCGCAGGGAGAUUUUCUGGCAGGCGCGCAGCAGCAGGUGGAGAGGUAGCAGGCAGUGGCGCCAUGCGCGGCGUGAGUGUGAAGAGGGAGCAAGGAGAGGGCGCAGGCGGAGCAGACCUAGCGACAGUGCUGGUGAAGCGCAAGGCUCACGCCUUGACCUCUAACUCGAGCCCCAUGGCAUUAAAUCCAAGCCGUGGGGCAGACACCAGUCACACGACCACCCCUGUGGCGUCUCCCGCUGUGAAAGGCCAGAUGCUGCCCCCUCCUCCACGCUCCUCCCCUGCAGCAGCGCGCCGACUGUCCAUGCACUCUCCGCCACCGCUCCCAGGAUCGGGGUUGGGAGCAGAGGCCGUAGUAGUGGGUCCAGACGAAGGGGGGAUGGCAGCAGGAAGGGUUCCGAAGCGGAGACGAGGGUCGAGGGGUGCUGUUCAGAGCUCGGUUUCUCCUGAUAGUUCUGCUGAUGCUGAGGCAGGUUCUGGGGCAGGUUCUGGGGCAUCCGCGCCUGGCAGUGGCAGAGGUGCCCUUGCUCCAGUCACGCCUGUUGCUGCCCCGGGUGCUGCUUCUACUGCUGCUGUUGGAGCAGGUUCGCCUGCUGAGGUGGCACUGCCUGCUGCUGACGUGGCAAUUCUGGAGGAGAUGAAGCAGCUGCGGCGGGCCAAUGAGGAGCUCCGGCAGCAGCUGGAUACGGAGGCUGCCAGGAUGGACGAGAUGCUGAGUCAGCGACAGCAGGAGGAGCGACGGCAUGAGGAGGGUGUGGUGAGUGCACGGAUGGAGGUGCAGCAGGAGUGGGAGGGGCGAGUGCAGGAGGCGCAGAGGGAGAGAGACGCCGCUGUCAGCAGGCAAGAACAGGCGGAGGGGGAGGUGGUGCGGCUGCAGGAGGAGCUGACAGGUGUCGGCGAGCGAUUGGCUGUGGAGAGGAAGGCACGGGCGGAGGCUGAAGCUGCGAAAACAGGGUGCGUGCUGGUUAAAGAGUGGCUGCAAGCGGAGGUGGAGAGGGCAUGGAGGGAGCGGGAGAGGGAGGCGGAGGAGAGGGGGAGGGAGAGGAGGGAGAUGGAGGCGGAGAGGCAAGCAGCAGUGGAGCGAGUGCAGGCAGCCGCGGCAGCAGAGGCAGCUGCUGCUGCAGAGAGGACGCAGAGGGCAGUGAAGGAGCUACAAGAAAGGGUUGCUGCUCUCGUGGCUAAGAACGAGGAGAGGCAGGCAGCCAUUGACUCGCUCUCUGCCAAGCUGGAGGGCGAGCGGGCAGCAGUGGUGGCGGCGCAUGAGAGGGCGAGGAGGGGGGAGGGGAUGCUGGAGGAGGAGAGGGGGCGAGCGGUGCAGCUGCAGCAGCGAGUGGCUGCCAUGGGGGCUUCUCUUGCAGGGAAGGAGGCCGAAGCGGCUCAACUGCAGGCCUUGCUGGCAGCUUCGGAGGCCAGAGCCUGUGGCGUGGCAGGGGAGCUUCGGAAGGUGCAGAUGCGGCUGUCGGUGGAGCAGAGGCGGCUGCAGGGCGCCAGGGAGCGCAUCAUGCUGCGGGACGCUCAAAAGAGGGAAUUCGAGAAAACAGCGAACCACAUAGCGUGCUUGCAGGAGCAGAUGGAGCAGGCGCACGAGGAGCAGACGGCUCUGGGGCAGUCGCAGCAGCAGCUGCAGCAGCAGGUGGUGCGGGCACAGCUGCAGCAGCAGGCGCAGCAGCAGCGGCAGCAGCAGUUGCAGCAGCAGAUGCUGAGAGCGCACCUGGAGCAGCAGCAGCAGCUGACUCGCAUGUUUCAAGUGCUGCAGGAUGGGGAAGGGGAGGGGAAGGCGGGGGUUGGGGGGAGGGGAAGUGAGGGGCUGGAAGGAGCUGCGGGGAAGCAGGAGGGAGGGGAGGAGGAGGAUGAGGAGAUGACUCAAGAAGCUGAGGUGGGAGAGGGAGCGGUGGGGGGAGGAGUGGUGGGGGGGGGGAUGGUGGGAGGGGGUGAUACGUGCCUUGUAGAAGGUGAGGGGCCUUCUGGUGAAGCUGAGGCACAUGGUGUGGCACAGGGGAGUGUGGUUGCUAGGGCGGAGGGGAUCGAGGAAAGGGAGGGCUUGUUUCUUGUACGGAGGGAGCUCUUUAGAGGGGAUGAGGGGGAAGGGGAUGAUGAGGGAGGAUUGGGGAUGAGAGGGUCGGAAGAAGAUGGGAGGGGAUGUGGUGGUCGGAUGGGUGAUGGAGGGAGGGACGAAGGAGAGGAAGAAGGAGGAGGAGGAAAUGGGGAGACGGAGGAGCCGUUGGAUAAUCGGUUUGAUGAGCUGAACAGAGAAGGUGGGCCGUUGGAUGAGCGGCUGGAGGAGCUGAUGGAGGCAGAGACGCAGGAGUACAGUGGGGGGCGAGGAGGGCUGCUGGAGGGGUUCUCAGGAGGGAUGCUGGACGAGACCUGUGAGUCACCUGGACGAGGAGGGGUGCUGGAAGCGGGGUUCACAGCAUGGGGCGAGGAGGAGACAGGGGAGCGUGCGGAGGGGGAAGAGGGGUUGGAGAGGGACGGAGCAGCAGGGCGAGGAGAAGAGGAGGGGGUGGUAGGGGUUGUGGGUAAGGGAAAGGGAAGGAGCCCUGGGAAGGGUGACGCUGGUUCUACCUUACGAGCACGGUUGGAAGCCGAGACAGAAACGGAGACGCAAUGGCACACGGAAACGCAGGGUCAUUUGGAAACGCAUGGGCAGAGGGAAGCUGUAGCGGCAGGGCAGACAGAGACACAGACACAGGUGGCGACUCAACUGCUGUCGCAAGCUCUGCUGUCACAAGGGCAGGUUCACUCCCAAGGGCUAAUUCAGUCACCGGGGCCAGAGCAGUCAUCAGGGCAGUUUCAGUCACAAGGUCAGUACCAGUCGCAAGGGCCGUUACUAUCACCACCCACUGGUGGUGCCUCACAAACCCCGAUGCCCUCACAGCGGCAGUCACAGUCGCAAGUGCCUGGUUCAUCCCAGCAGCCCUCACAGCCGUCACAGGCAGAGUCACAGAGGGCGCUGCAAACACAGGAGCUGCCCCCCACGCAGCUGCUCUCAGCGUCACAAGAGCUGGCAGUGCAGCAGCAGCCGCAGCAGCAGGUGGGGGUGAUGCGAGCACAGGAGCAGCAAGAGAAGCAGCCACAGGAACGGCCGCAGGAACAGCAACAUGAGCAGGCGGGGUCACCUUUGCAGGAGCAGGAGCGGGCACCUUGUGCAAAUACUUCCCCAGCUGCAGCAGCACCUGGGGCGACAGUGGGAGGUGAACCAGACGGCUGUGGUGGCGGAGAUGGUGAUGGUAACGGUGAUGGCGUGGAAGAGAGGCAGGGAGUUACAUGUGAAGGUGGAGCGGGGACAGAAACCCCGACUUAUGAAGGUCUGCCAGAGGGAUCAGAGACCCCCAACCCUGCGCUGCUGCUGGUGGGCGGGCAAGCUUCUGAAGGGGAUGAGUCCGGCAGGGAGGGGAAUGAUGGGAGCCGUGGGUUGAGAAGGGAUGGAGCUGGGGCUGUGCCUGUGGUUGCUGCUGUGAGAGUCGAGGGCAGUGCGGUGGGCGUGGGUGUUGUGGGUGGGAGUGAGAUUGGGAUUGGGAAUGGGAAUGGGAUGGAAGAGAGGGAACGGCACGAAGACAUGGGGAAUGGCAGAAUGGGGGACGGUGAUGGUGAUGUGGGCUGUGAUGGUGCGGUGAGAGGUGGUUCUGAGGGAUCCAGCGAUAUGCGGAUGGGGGAUGGGGAUACGGGGGAUGAGGAGACGGGUGAAGGGGAUGAGGAUGCGAGGGGUGAGAAUGAGGGCGACGCUGAUGACGAGGAGUUGUCGCCAGCUUCCAAUGGAGGAGGAAGGGUGUCUGAUGCGAACCCCAAUGGGGUUGAUGGGGAACGGGAGGGGAAGGAGGGUGCAGAAACAGGCAAGGGUGGGGGCGCUGUGGGGUUGCUUCAAGAAGAGGGUGCAGGGGAGGGGGAGGGGGAGGAGGGAUUAAGACGUGUGGGGCAGGGGAGUGAGAAGGGGGACAGUCCUGCGGAUGAGAUAGAGGGGGAUGUGGUGGCAACGUGGGGGCUGCCGCAUGUGAGGCGCGCGUACCGGCGGCGGAGGAAGAGGAGGUUGAGUGGUGGGGAUGGGGUGAAGGUAGGCAGGGUGAAGGGAGGGCGGGAGGUGGGAAGGUUGGGUCGUAGUGAGAAGGGGAGAGAAAGGCGGAGGUUGGGUGGUGAGAGUGGUUCACCUUAUGGUGUGGAGAGCAGUCAGGAAGCAAAUUCCUGGUGA
Molecule: messenger RNA, 4773 nt
Organism: Closterium sp. Naga37s-1
Lineage: Eukaryota; Viridiplantae; Streptophyta; Zygnematophyceae; Desmidiales; Closteriaceae
Source: the annotation of a GenBank genome assembly